CCUAACACUAAUUAUGCAAAAUUGAAUUGAUUCUCUCUUGAAAAAACAUUUGAAAAAAAAAGCGACAACACAACAACAUCAAUAUAUUCCGCCAAUCUCGCUGUCACUCUCUCCUCUUCCUUUUUCCUUCUUCUUCUUCUUCCUCUUUCACUUUCUCUCUCCUCUGUUUCUUCAAUUAGCAGGGCAUCUCCUUUGAACUCCUCUCAAGUAUAAAGAAGGAUGGCUGACGGAGAGGAUAUUCAACCCCUUGUCUGCGAUAAUGGAACCGGGAUGGUUAAGGCUGGGUUUGCAGGAGAUGAUGCACCAAGGGCAGUCUUCCCCAGUAUCGUUGGUCGUCCGAGGCACACUGGUGUCAUGGUUGGUAUGGGUCAAAAGGAUGCAUACGUUGGAGACGAAGCUCAAUCCAAGAGAGGUAUUUUGACGUUGAAGUACCCAAUUGAGCACGGUAUUGUGAGCAACUGGGAUGAUAUGGAGAAGAUUUGGCAUCACACUUUCUACAACGAACUUCGUGUUGCCCCAGAAGAGCACCCUGUCUUGCUAACUGAGGCCCCACUGAACCCCAAGGCUAAUAGGGAGAAGAUGACUCAGAUUAUGUUUGAGACAUUCAAUGUUCCUGCUAUGUAUGUUGCCAUUCAGGCCGUUCUCUCGUUGUAUGCUAGUGGUCGUACUACAGGUAUUGUGCUCGAUUCCGGUGACGGUGUGAGUCACACUGUUCCAAUCUACGAGGGUUACGCUCUUCCCCACGCAAUCCUCCGUCUGGAUCUUGCCGGUCGUGAUCUCACAGACUAUCUCAUGAAAAUCCUAACCGAGAGAGGUUACAUGUUCACGACAUCAGCCGAACGGGAAAUUGUCCGUGAUAUUAAAGAAAAGCUAGCCUACGUUGCUCUCGAUUACGAGCAGGAGGCGGAAACAGCCAAGAGCAGUUCCGUGAUAGAGAAGAACUACGAGCUACCCGACGGGCAAGUGAUCACGAUUGGUGCUGAGAGGUUCCGUUGUCCAGAAGUCCUGUUCCAGCCUUCACUGGUUGGAAUGGAAUCUUCUGGAAUCCAUGAAACAACCUACAAUUCUAUCAUGAAGUGUGAUGUGGAUAUCAGGAAAGACCUUUAUGGUAACAUUGUGCUCAGUGGUGGUUCAACUAUGUUUCCUGGUAUUGCUGAUCGUAUGAGCAAAGAAAUUACUGCUCUUGCUCCUAAUAGCAUGAAGAUCAAGGUUGUUGCUCCACCCGAGAGGAAAUACAGUGUCUGGAUAGGAGGAUCUAUCCUUGCAUCACUUAGCACGUUCCAACAGAUGUGGAUCUCCAAGGGCGAAUAUGAUGAGUCUGGCCCAUCAAUCGUACAUCGUAAGUGUUUCUAAGUUAUGUUUCCAAAACUGUUAGUCACCCCCCCCCCCCCCCCCCCCCCUGCCUCUAGGAACAUACCAGGUUGGUGAACUGUUUAAGUCUUGUAUAAUUAUAGUUUCGUUUAUAAUGAAAUGAAGCUUAGGUACCGUGGAUUUUGUAGAAUGUAAGGCACUGAGUUUUUAUUGGUGUUUGGAUGGUUGUAACUGCGAUUUAAUGAUAUUUGGUUUGUAA
Molecule: messenger RNA, 1570 nt
Organism: Spinacia oleracea (spinach)
Lineage: Eukaryota; Viridiplantae; Streptophyta; Magnoliopsida; Caryophyllales; Amaranthaceae
Product: actin-7
Exons: 5
Coding region: 220-1353 (377 amino acids)
Source: RefSeq, a predicted model, not a curated record